UGCAACGCCGGGAAACUCGGUCUCAGUCUCAAAAGUACCCAAAAAAAAAACGAUUCCACGGCGGUGCCACCGCCACUUGAACCGAAUAAAUUUGGUUGGAGAUCAAUUUCCCCUCUCCUUUCGGAUUUUAUUUCGUUGCCUAAUUUCUCCGCAACCAAACAGCGUAUACAACUUCCAAUUCAAUUCCGUUGAUUUUGCCGCGCCUCCAAUCAUGGAAGUUCCCGACAACUCAGAAUCCACUGUUCCAAGUAAUUCUCCAAGGCUACCUGGAAUGGUUAAUGGGGGCACAGCAACUGUCAUUGGAGUAUUUGCUGGCAUGUUAUAUGGUGGUAGCAAGGAGGCAGCUGCUUCUGUUAGCAAGGAUGCAGAAGUAAUGUUGAAACUUGGGAGCACAGAAGACAAACGUGAGCAAUAUCGAUUGAUGAGAGAUGCAAUGGAGAAACGAUUCAUUCGAGUUACACGAGGCUCAAUUAUUGGAGGAGUACGCCUUGGCAUGUUCACUGCUGCAUUUUAUGGCAUACAAAAUCUGCUUGCAGAGAAGAGAGGUGUUCAUGAUGUUUUUAAUGUUGUUGGAGCUGGGUCAGCCACUGCUUCAGCUUUUGGUUUAAUCAUGCCUGGAUCACUCCGUUGGCGAGCAAGAAAUAUGGCACUAGGGUCAGUGCUGGGAGCAGCAUUUUGCUUUCCUCUUGGUUGGAUCCAUCUGAAGCUGGUAGAAAUGGCUAAUGAAGGGAAUCCGGAUGCACAUCCACCUUCAGAUCAGAGAGAAGUAAAGAGUGGUGUUAGUGCUGCUAUUGAUAGGCUUGAAGGAAAUUUAAGUAAAUGAAAAGCUAUUGUUAGGUGUGAUACCCCUCACGGCCAGCACGCUUUGUCAUUUUUAUUUUCUUUGAGAAGUGGGGUAAUUUUGCGUUAAAGGAGUUGAAUGGCGUUCAUGCCCUUUUUAUUGGACGAAGUGCUAAUUCAAUAAUUUAGUUAAACGUGUUGCUCAAGAUUUUUCAUGUGAGAUUAUUUGGCCAUGGGUGAUUCAGCUAUGAUGCUUUCAGUCUAGAUGGUUAGAAGUAGUAUGCGUAUUCUUAGAGUACUUAUGUCUUUGGAUUUCAAUUUUUCUCAGCCAAACAAAAAUAUGUAUUUUAGUGGUCGUAGUAUGAGUCAAUUUGUGCAGACAGUCUAAGGCCAGCAUUCUGAGAAAGCUAAAAUCAAUGGAAGAGCAAAUUGAGCCACUUAUCCGGUUAACUGUUAUAUAGGUUACUGGAAUGAAAGGAAAUGCAGAAGUUGCAGAAAUAAUGUCAGACCUCGGGACCUAGUUAACCCAGUCCAGCUUAGUUCAUGGAUUUGGAGGACAUUACAAAAGAAAAAAGAGAGGGUGAGUUAAUUAUGCUAGUGUAGUUCCUUUUAGUGAGGGAAGCCACUGGUGGCUGAGGCAGUUUUGCAUUUAGUUAGAACUGGGUAAAGGUUAUACCUUUUUUGGAGCUCUGCUCGGAUGUUGUUACGAAAUACAUUGUUCUCAUAAAUAGCACUAUUUUUUUUUUUCUUUUUCUGGACUGACACAGAAGCUGAUUACUGUAUGUUAAUUAGAAGGCUGCCUAGGAGAAAGUUGCAUGCUUCAAAUCCAUGCUGAUCAUGUUGCUUAGUAAUACAUUACUUAUACAUGUUUUGUCACCUUGGAUUUGUAUAUUCAAAGAAAAAGUCUAACUGAAGACAAUCAGUUAAUGUACAAAGGAGGUCAUGUUAAAGGACAA
Molecule: messenger RNA, 1736 nt
Organism: Cajanus cajan (pigeon pea)
Lineage: Eukaryota; Viridiplantae; Streptophyta; Magnoliopsida; Fabales; Fabaceae
Product: Mitochondrial import inner membrane translocase subunit Tim17/Tim22/Tim23 family protein
Biological process (GO): mitochondrial respiratory chain complex I assembly
Cellular component (GO): mitochondrion
Source: RefSeq, a predicted model, not a curated record